Molecule: messenger RNA, 2091 nt
Organism: Lachancea thermotolerans CBS 6340
Lineage: Eukaryota; Fungi; Ascomycota; Saccharomycetes; Saccharomycetales; Saccharomycetaceae
Gene: SKO1
Product: Sko1p
Exons: 1
Coding region: 1-2091 (696 amino acids)
Biological process (GO): regulation of transcription by RNA polymerase II
Molecular function (GO): DNA-binding transcription factor activity, RNA polymerase II-specific; RNA polymerase II cis-regulatory region sequence-specific DNA binding
Source: RefSeq, a predicted model, not a curated record
AUGAACGAGUGCCAAACAGGUACAGCACUGCAGAGAAAGUGUCACGCUCAUUCGUACUGGCUCAGACACACGCUCGCGCUCAUCACACGCUCAAGUUCACCCACCGGCCAGCUGGGGACAUAUUGCAGUGCGAAACACGUUCCUGCAUCUACCGUUUUGUCGUCUAGUGCACGCACCGAUUACAGAGUCGCACCAGAGCGAGCGCAGCUGUCAGCCACGAGAAGUUCGCUACCCGCCGCCCGAGCGCAGGAGACCGUGGCAGCUACGUACCGCCAGGCACAGCCCGUCACCAGUCCGUCCGCGAUGCGCGCGUCCGACCCCCCCGCGAAUGACGCGUCCCUGGUCUCGUCUUUUGACCUCGAGCCCAACCCGUUUGAGCAGAGCUUCGCGUCCAGCGACAAGCCGCACGGUGCCGGCGGCGCCGGCGUCGCUGGGCACCAGCAAGUGCAGCGUGCGCGCCAGCAGUCGCAGUCUCAGUCGCAGUCGCAACCGCAGUCGCAACCGCAAUCACAGCCGCAGUUGCAGGGCCAGAGCCAGCAGCCCACGCCUUCGCAGCCUACGUUGCCCUCUGUCCAUUCCGCCCAGUCCGCGGCAUCCGCCCAGCCCAAGCUCCCUGUGAUCCCCACGACGCCCGGCGGAUCCAGAAGAUUGCCCCCACUUCUUCUCGCGAACCCGGCGCCCGCGCCCGCAACCGCGACGACCGCAGUCACAGCCACCAACGCGCUGGCCACACCGAGUGCGCCCCAGCACGGCGCCUCGGCUGGAGGGUCUCAGCAGGCCCCUCAAGUCCCGCAGGCGUCUGCCGGCUCCGCAACUCCUGGCUUCUUUAUCAAUCUAUCAAAGACCGGUCUGACGCCAAACGAGUCUGGCCUCCGGACAGGCCUCACCCCAGGUAUUUUGACGGCCGCGGCGCCACCUCACCCGCCUCCGCCGGUGUCAUUGCCUUCGGGUCAGUUUACGCCGGGUCUCUCUUCUCUGCUCGGCCUCCCUCUGGGCCAGCAGCCAGGCCAACAGCAGCAGGCCGCGCAACAGCCUCAACAGCCUCAGCAAACUCAGCAGGUAUCUCAGCAGCCUGCACAGCAGCAACAACAACAGCAGCAACAACAGCAGCAACAACAGCAGCAACAACAGCAGCAGCAGCAGCUCCCACCACAUCCUGCAAUGUCGUGGAGUCAUUCUUCUUCCACUGCGGUGAGCUCAGAUCCCUCUACCACUUCUAGUCAGAACGUGAAACCUAGGAACAACACAUCCUCGUCGUCCUCGAGCAGCCUUGCUCAAGAUGGGACAAGCGCUCUGUCCCUCAGUGAGCCUGCGCAGAAGCGUCAAAAGCUGAGCUCUGCGCUACCUGCUAAGAAACCUAAAAACUCGGAGCCCUCGCCGCUCGACGUCAAAGACGAACAAGAGCGCAAGCGCAAGGAGUUCCUCGAACGCAACCGCGUUGCCGCAUCAAAGUUCCGCAAGCGUAAGAAGGAGUAUAUCAAAAAGAUUGAAAGCGACCUGCAAUUCUACGAAGCCGAGUACGACGACCUAAGUCAAUGCAUGGACAAGCUCUGUGGUAUCUCGAAACAGACCAUCAAUUCUAGUCUCGUUGGCAUGCUUAAACAGGCCCUUUUGCGCCACGACGUGACCUCCUCACUCACUGUCUGCAAUCACAUUGAACAGGUGCUUUUGCAAACGAAGUACGUGCAGCGGGGUGGUCGAAACCCCAGGCGUGAGGAGGAAGAGAAGAGGCGUAUGGAAAGCCCUGACGCUGAUAUCAACUCAGAUUCCACCUAUCCGCGGCGCGCCUCUUUGGCUACCGCGUCCACAGAUGGCUACCACACUUCGCAGCUGCAACCGCACCAACUGCAGUCUCACAUCAGGCCCGACGCGGGCCCGCAACUUAGUGCUGCCGACCACGCCACGGGCACUAUAAACAACCUGCCUCUUGUCAUCAACGGUAAUACUCUCCUGGGUCUUGGCGACAUUCAGGAUCCUUCACACAACGCUGGAGCAGGCACAGUCACCAUGAGUAGGCCCACCUCCCUCACCAGCCUUCAACCAGAAAAUAACCGGUCGGUGCCUUUGCAUGAAUAUCCCAAUUCCAACUAA